AUGUUAGCUAGAAGAACAGUUCGAUCAUUUUUGGCGGUUAGGGUGAGUUUUUAAUCGAAUUGUCAGAAUUGAAAAAUUUCCAGACCCGCAAAAUGUUUUUGUGCAUUUUUGCGUGCGCGUGUUUGCACACUCGAGCAGCGCGAAAAAUAUUUGAAUAUUUUUCAAAAGUUUUGUGUGCUGUGCACAUUUUUUUCUAAAAGUGGAAAAAACCGUGAUUUAUCGGAAAAUUGAUUUUUUAAAAAAUUGCAUUAGUUUCUGUUUUAAAAUAAACAUUUUAAAAUUUUGAAAUUUGUCCGCGGAAAAAUCCUGCGCAACUGCAGACAGAUCAUUUUUUGAUGUUCUAAAAUUGCAAUACAAAAAAUUGACCAUUAUAUAAACUCUAAUCAAAUGGGGCGAUUUGUUAUCUUUUUCAUCUAUCUAUCUACUUUUAUUAUUUGAUAAUUGAAGACAAAAAAUUGCCAAGACAUAUAGAUACAUUCAUAAUUUUUAUACCGAACAAGUUUUUUCUAUCUUAUGAUCAUUGAGAUUAAACGAGACGAAAAAACUUCCUCAAUUGAUUUAAAUCAAGAUUUUCGUCGUUGUUAUUUAGAUAUUCUGUAUCCAUUUCUUCUUUUUUCAUUUCAACUUGUUUUUGUUCAGAAUUUGAAAAUGGCUGAUCGUCAAGUACACACGGAAUUAAUUCCAGUCAACAGAACAAAAUAUGCGGCUGGCGAGAAUAUUUUAAGAGAUCAUGUUGAAAAAAUCGAUCCAGAAGUUUACAAUAUUAUGAAGAAUGUGAGUUUUACUCAAAUUUUGUUGAAUCAAUCAAGAUUUCUAUAGGAAAAAGCUCGCCAACGUCGUGGUUUAGAGCUCAUCGCCUCGGAAAAUUUCACAAGCAAAGCAGUUAUGGAUGCACUUGGUUCGGCAAUGUGCAACAAAUAUUCAGAGGGUUAUCCAGGUGCAAGGUGAGCAAAGUUCAAUAUAUUUUAUAAUUGACAGUUGAUUGACAUUUCAGAUAUUAUGGUGGAAAUGAGUUUAUCGAUCAAAUGGAAUUGUUGUGCCAAAAAAGAGCUCUUGAAGUUUUCGGAUUGGAUCCAACAAAAUGGGGAGUGAAUGUGCAAUCAUUAUCCGGUGCUCCAGCUAAUUUGGCUGUUUAUACAGCGAUUGUUGGAACAAAUGGACGAAUUAUGGGAUUGGAUUUACCUGAUGGUGGACAUUUGUCACAUGGGUGAAUAUACUUUUUUGAGUUUUGAAAGUCUGAAAAUGGGAAGCAAAAAUUGCUUGGGAGAGAAUAGAGAUUAUUGGAUUUUUAAGAAUCACGGUUUUUGAGACCAAAUAAAUAGGAUUUGGGGCUGGCGUGAAGUAUUCGUAUUUUUCCCACGUGGAUUUUUUGAUCACCAAAAAAUUCGUUCACAUGAAUUUUGUGAUGCCAUGAAAUCCACGUGUUAAAAAUCGAUUUUCAAGAUCACAACCGAAAUUCCUUAUUUUUUGCUCAGAUUCUACACACCAGCUCGUAAAGUAUCAGCAACAUCCGAAUUCUUCCAAUCACUUCCAUACAAAGUUGAUCCAUCCACAGGCCUCAUUAAUUACGAUAAAUUGGAAGAGAAUGCUCUUCUCUUCCGCCCAAAAGUAAUUGUUGCCGGUGUUUCGUGUUAUGCUCGUCAUUUGGAUUACAACAGAUUCCGUAAAAUCGCGGAUCGAGCUGGCGCUUAUUUGAUGGCCGAUAUGGCACAUAUUUCUGGACUUGUUGCUGCUGGUUUGAUUCCAUCGCCAUUUGAGUAUGCUGAUGUUGUUACAACUACAACACACAAAUCAUUGAGAGGUCCAAGAGGAGCACUUAUUUUCUUCAGAAAAGGUAAAUUGUAAAAUUUCUGUUAUUUUCACGUGACCUAAAUACAACAAACGUGGAAAUUUAAAAUUAUCAACAAAAAAAACAUUUCUCGAAAAAUAAUCCAAUUCUUUAGGAGUUCGAUCUGUGAACGCAAAAGGAGUUGAAAUCAAAUAUGAUUUGGAGGACAAAAUCAACACAGCCGUUUUCCCUGGACUUCAAGGAGGACCACAUAAUCACACAAUUUCGGGUAUCGCAGUCGCAUUGAAACAAUGUUUGAGUGAAGAUUUCGUCACUUAUGGUCAACAAAUUUUGAACAACGCCAAAGCUUUGGCCGAAAAUUUGAAGAAUCAUGGAUAUACUUUGGCGACCGGUGGAACUGAUAAUCAUUUGCUUUUGGUUGAUUUGCGACCAAUUGGAAUUGAAGGAGCACGAGCUGAACACAUUUUGGAUUUGGCACAUAUUGCAUGUAAUAAGAAUACGUGUCCAGGUGAUGUUUCGGCUUUGAGACCGGGAGGAAUUCGAUUAGGAACACCUGCGUUGACAUCGCGUGGAUUUAAAGAGGCUGAUUUUGAACGAGUUGGAGAUUUUAUUCAUAAAGGUUGGUUUGAACUAGUAAAAUUAUUUUUUGAAUUUUUUUCGAACCCUCAAAGCUGGAUUUUUCCACGUAGCUUUCAUAUUUUAAAAAUUGAUGAAUUUUCAAAAGAUUUUUGCCAAGUGGAUUUUUGGCACUAUAAGUUGUUUUCAAAGAGUCACGUGGAUUUUAACACGGUUUUCCGAAUUCUUUGCCACGUGGAUUUUUGGCGUGAAUUUAAAAAAUUGGUGGGCAUUGCUCAUGUUAUUGGUUUUCGAAUUUUUCUUCAAAGUUAAUAGCUUUCAACUGUUUUUCCUCUCCAAUUCAAUAUUUUUUGCAGGAAUUGAAAUCGCUAAAAAAUACAACGCAGCUGCCGGAAAAACAUUGAAAGAUUUCAAAACUUUCACCGCAACAAACGAGGAGUUCAAAAAUGAUAUUGCAUUAUUGGCACAGGUAUUUUUUUAAAAUUCUUCUCAUUUUCCUCUAAAAAUCCGAUUGUUUUUCAGGAAGUCGAAUCGUUCUCCGGAAAAUUCGAAAUUCCAGGAAACGAGUUAUUCUAA
This is a messenger RNA of Caenorhabditis angaria, 2941 nucleotides long. Lineage: Eukaryota; Metazoa; Nematoda; Chromadorea; Rhabditida; Rhabditidae. The record is from the annotation of a GenBank genome assembly.